Cannabis sativa is the source of this 1146-nucleotide messenger RNA. Its product is annotated as germin-like protein subfamily 3 member 2. The transcript has a single exon. Lineage: Eukaryota; Viridiplantae; Streptophyta; Magnoliopsida; Rosales; Cannabaceae. Gene Ontology annotation, cellular component: cell wall. Gene Ontology annotation, molecular function: manganese ion binding. Bases 222 to 851 code for a protein of 209 amino acids. The record is from RefSeq and is a predicted model, not a curated record.
GUGACAAACCUUGCUGGAGUUAGUGGAAUCUGUCAUUUGGGAACCAAAAGUCCAAACUUACUUCUCAAGCAAAAAAAAAAAAAAAAUGUUAUAGAAACGACUUCUAUAAACAUAUCAAUAACUAAAUUUAUAUCCCAAAUCAGAGUGUUCCUGGUUGAAAAAGAAAAAACUGAGCUAUUACUUCAUUCCUUUUUACUUGAUUUUAUACUUUGUUUGAAACAAUGUUUCUAAUAAUAUUAGUACUUUUCUUUCUCAACAACUAUGUCAUUUUGGCUUCAGAUCCUGACCCUGUCCAAGACUUCUGCAUACCUAACAUGCAGGCUACAACCAUUGCCAACCAAUGCAAGAACUCGUCCACCGCAACGGUUGAAGAUUUCGUCUUCUCGGGCAUUAAGUCUUCUGGAAAAUUUGGCCCAACAGGGCUUGCUGCUACUUCAGUUAACUCUAACAUCUUUGCAGGGCUUAACACACUUGGAAUGUCAUUUGUAAGAGCUGACUUUGAGGUUGGAGGUGUUAAUGUGCCUCAUUUCCAUCCAAGGGCUACUGAGAUAGCAUUUGUGCUUGAAGGGAAGGUUUAUUCUGGAUUUAUUGACACAAACAAUAAGAUUUUUGCUAAAGUGAUUGAGAAAGGAGAGGUGAUGGUGUUUCCUAAGGGCAUGGUGCACUUUCAGAUGAAUGUGGGAGAUACUCCUGCCACUAUACUUGGGAGUUUUGAUAGUCAAAAUCCUGGGUUGAUGAGGAUUCCAACAGCUAUAUUUGGAUUUGGGAUUAAAGAUCAGCUUUUGGAGAAAGCUUUUGGGUUGAAUUCUAAGGAGCUUUCCAAGUUGAAGAAGAGGUUUGCUCCUCAUUGAUUGAGAUGAAACAUUUCACUCUUUUUUCUUUUUCAAGAAAAAAAAAAUAUAUAUUAUCAAAUUAUGCAUAUAAGGAUUUUUUUUUUGAACUUUUUUUUUUCAGAACUGACAUUGGUGGGAAUAAAAAGGAAAUUAUUAUUGUUAUUAUAAUACUUGGGUUCAGUUAUCUUUCUGAAGAAAAAGGGAGGGUUUAUUGGUUAGGAUCAUGAAAUGUAGAUCCAUAGUUAAUUCUUUUAUGAGAAUCUUUGAAUGAAAGAUUAAUUUUGAUUUUGCUAUCAACAAAAUCAGUUUGAUU